Messenger RNA from Ruditapes philippinarum (Manila clam), 1732 nucleotides. RefSeq names its product DENN domain-containing protein 3-like. Gene Ontology annotation, biological process: regulation of Rab protein signal transduction. Lineage: Eukaryota; Metazoa; Mollusca; Bivalvia; Venerida; Veneridae. The record is from RefSeq and is a predicted model, not a curated record. Gene Ontology annotation, cellular component: cytoplasmic vesicle.
UGAUGUUUUACUCAAUCUACAGCCAAAACGUAGAUAUUUUGACAAGGGUAGUUUUUUGGAAAAACAUGUGUCGGACAAGGAUUUCUAUGAAAGGGUGUUUCAAACGAAAAUGUUUGAGACAUUUUUAGAAGAGCAGAUGAAAGGAAAGACGGACUAUUGGCUGGAAAUAAUUAGACAGCGUGAUUUAAUGUCAUUGACGAGAUCAAAUGAGUCCAGGUACGCUCUUUCUCAUGAUGAGACUUUUUGUGAACAAUCAACUGAAGAAGAAUUAAAGGUUCUCUAUCUGGAGAACUUCACAAAAUUAGAGAAUCAUACCGAAAACAUAAAGCUGCAGAUAUCAAAUAAAUUAGAGAGUUUGUGUGACUGCGAGGAGAAGGCAUCUCUAUACUAUAUCCGAGCAAUGUUCAAGUAUGCUAUCGACGAAAACAUGGAUGCAUUGAAAGAUUUCAUAGACAUGUUAAUAACAAAUGUUAGGAUAUUACCUAUACAGAUUGUGUCGGAAUUAUACAGUAGAUUAACAGAAGAAGAGGAAGAGGAGUUCAUGAACUUACCCGGACAUAAACAUAUACUGUACUUUAUAAAGGAAAACAAUGAACGCAAGGAAGAACGCUAUAGAAUUAAAAUGGAGCCUUUAAAAACACCGGACUCUGACCUUGACUUUUGUAUGUUAGAGGAAAUUGUUUUAUUAAAUGACAUGUCGAACAACAAUAAAACAAUUCGAGGACUGUUCGAUGCCUUGUCUGUAGUGGAAUCAAAGUCUUCAGCAGAUGAGAUUGUACAUACUAAAGUUGUAAAACAGGCCACAUUCUGGAAGUUGAAACGUUGUUGGGACUACAAUAGGAUACAGUGUAAGAAGAUUAAGUUAGAAAGACAUAUUCUCUCAGAUGAGGAAACGAUUCUCAAGAUCUCAACAGGUUGUCAAACGGACUUUGGUUAUGGGCGUAUCGGACUAACUGAUAGAAGAUUAUUUUUCCUGAAUGAUGUGACGAACCAAUACCAAGAAAUAGCAAAGUUGCGAAAGAUUAAAGCUAUUGAGAAGGUUGACAUGAAUGGCAUGUUCUACGGCGUAUUGAAUGGUGUUCAAGCUCUUAAAAUAAUAACAGAAGGGGUAGGAACAAAUUCUUUCACAAUUCAUUUUAAUGAAGAACGGAACUUGUUGUAUUUGGUUAUAAGAGAGAUGUGGGCGGGGAAAGUUGUGGCGCAGGCGAUGAAGGACGUAAUGAUGGUACAACAUGCUAUACAAAACACACUUCUCAUUGAUGCUGUAAUUGCUAGUGGACAUGAUGAAUGUUCAACGCAUUUUAUGAAGUCGGAGAUUGUGGCAGUGAAACUAAGUUACUUUUAUGAAUUAUAUCUAAAUGGUACACAUCACCUCUCUGAUAAUACAAAAGAUGCCCUACGGAUGAAAAUAGAUGUGAACUUUGGUGAAAAGGACCAGAAAACUGUUUAUUCACUGCUUUACACUGGAGGGGAAGGGAAUAUUUCCCAACCCAAGCUAUGGUGUGGUUUACGUGACGGUAUAAUCAAAGUUUACAACGCAUUGACAUGGCUGUUAGAUAGAGUUAUAUACCUAGAACUCAGAAAUGCAUGCAUAGCGUGCCUUACACCGGUUGAUAAAAGUCACGUUUGGGUGGGCUCUGCUGGUAUUCACAAUCAUAGACGUGAAGUCACUAAACAUGUACUAGGACAAUACUUGCACAUCCUGAACCCCCCAAAAAAGUUGUUGAUAUAG